AUGAUGAGCAAGCGCUCAUUCGAGGAGUCAAGGGAAAGCCAGGCGCCCGACAGCGAUAGCAAUGGCCUGCUGCCAAUCCAUGAUUUACUUUCGCCUGGCGAUGAGCAGGAGAUCAACGCGACCGGCUCGUCUAAGAAGCCCCGGAACUUCAUUGCCACGGUGGCCUGUGAGACUUGUCGGUUGAAGAAGACAAGAUGCGACGAGUCGCGCCCUAAAUGUGGCCUGUGCAAGUCCCUUGGCCUGGAUUGUGUUUAUAAUGAGCGGAAAUCGUCAAAACGGGAUCAGUCUCUUACCAUGAUCAUGAGCACGCUGCAUCGACUGGAGACCAAGCUGGAGAAUAUCCCAAGUUCUAUCUUAAAUGAUCUCCACUCACUCCGCGGUCAGAUGCGCCAAGUCUCAGAUAGUGUCCAGGAGACGCACCCAUCCCCUGCAGUCGUGGGCGAAAAUCGCCGCAUCACGGCCAUGGCAUCUUCAUUCACGCCUGCACGAGAGGAAGAUGAUUAUGAUUGGGAAGAUAAUCAACCUGCCCCGGAUCCAACUGGUCGAAUCUCAAUUUCAUUCAGUCAACACGGUGUCAUCGUGUGGCCCGGUGCACGAAGUAUUCUCCCCAAGCAGUUACUUGCAGCCUACGAAAGAUUAGGCAAAAAUUAUGUGGUUGAACUCGAAUCCACACGACAACCGCUCCCCAUGUUCACAACGCCCUAUCCUCUCCAUGUUGGGGAGCAAUGGCUUGAGCUGAUGCCCUUGUCCAUGAUCAAAGGUCUUGCAGAUGCAUUCUUCAGCGUGUUCAACCCGUUUACUCCCAUCAUGGAUAAGAGCUUCUUUUUUUCUUUGACUGUUGGCUCGGCAAUUGAAAGUGGAUUCGGCUAUUCAAUGGAGAGUUGCAUUGUUCUAACCGUGAUGGCGCUGGGCUGCCAGGCCGUGCUAGCUCAUCAAGAGGGAAAUUACCCUCUUCCUGGAUCUACGAGCCAUCGGUUCGAAGCGCCCGAAUGGAUGAAUGUCGUCUAUGAAGAAUUGCCUGGCUUGCGCUUCUUCAAUGAGGCCCGUCGGCGUAUGGGAUUCUUGAUGUGUGACAAUGAUAUCCAGAGUUGUCAAUUCUACCUUCUUUCAUCUGUAUAUUAUAGCCAAAUCCUUCGCCCAAUGGACGCUUGGGCAAUGAUUCACCGUGCCGCCACUUGUUGUUUGUCAAUGUUAACCAACCACGAUGUCAACUACGACCAGUGGGAAGGUGAUAUGAAAUCUCGCGUCUACUGGAACUGCCUGAUGAAUGAAACCAUUCUCGUUCAAGAGCUCCACCUCCCACCCAGUGGUCUCUCCAGACUGGAAGAGCAAGUCCCGAUCCCAAAAUUCAUCGCCUUCUCUGCCACAGGCCACGCAGCAAACCGCUUCCCCCUAUCAAACGUCAUCGACGACUCCUACUUCCAAUACCACUUCCUCGCCCAAGUCGCACACCGAAUCAUCCUUACCCGCAUCCGACAUUCCCUCUACUUUUAUUCUGAUUCAGGAGCCAUUCCUCUACCCGCCGUCAACGCCGAGCUCCGCCACCAACUCGAACAAUGGCGCAACAACCUCCCACCCGCCAUCCAAUUCCCCGAUACAGGCCUCCCACCUUCUCACUCAACGCCAGGAGAUCACUCAAUGCACCAUCCAUCGCCCUCCACCCCCGCCUCUCCACACCCAAUCUCCUCCCCGCGUCCCGUCGAUCCGAAUCGCCCACUCUCGCCCGCAAUCGCGGUAACAGACGCCAUGCUCCGCGGUCGAUACAUGAUUGCGCAAUUCCAUAUCGGCCGUCCAUACCUGUACAAAGCGCUACGCAUCCCGAACAAACUAACAGACGACGAUAUCGAACAAAUCAAAAGUGGUCUCCGGCACGCGAUGGACUGGCCCGUUACGCAGGGUAUCUUCCUGAGUCUUGCCCCUCCUAUCUCCCCCUCUCCCCACACAUCCUUGAUCGCAUCCGCUGACGUGCACAGAUUCUUCGGUCAAAUUCUUCUAUUUUAUUGCAUUGCACACUCGCCUAGUGCGCGUGUGCGUGAGACGCUGCCGCCCGGCUGGGAACGCUGGAAUGACGUGAUGAUGCGGUUUUUGGAGGAUUGUGCUCGGCAUAGUCCGGCUGUUGGGCAGGAUUUGGAGCUUUUACAGUCUCUCUGGCCUGGACAUGAAUGA
Molecule: messenger RNA, 2166 nt
Organism: Penicillium verhagenii
Lineage: Eukaryota; Fungi; Ascomycota; Eurotiomycetes; Eurotiales; Aspergillaceae
Exons: 7
Coding region: 1-2166 (721 amino acids)
Biological process (GO): regulation of DNA-templated transcription; DNA-templated transcription
Molecular function (GO): DNA binding; DNA-binding transcription factor activity, RNA polymerase II-specific; zinc ion binding
Source: RefSeq, a predicted model, not a curated record